This is a messenger RNA of Phyllostomus hastatus (greater spear-nosed bat), 5533 nucleotides long. RefSeq names its product reticulon 3 (gene RTN3). The transcript is spliced from 9 exons. The record is from RefSeq and is a predicted model, not a curated record. NCBI's taxonomy places the organism in Eukaryota, Metazoa, Chordata, Mammalia, Chiroptera, Phyllostomidae. Gene Ontology annotation, biological process: neuron differentiation; endoplasmic reticulum tubular network formation; brain development. The coding region runs from base 146 to 3244 and encodes 1032 amino acids. Gene Ontology annotation, cellular component: postsynaptic density; neuron projection.
AGUCAGUCAGUCAGUCUGUCGGAGUCUGUCCUCGGAACAGGAGGAGCGAAGCGAUUUCGAAGAGACCCCUGUCCUAUUACUUUCUUUCCCCUCCCUCUCUCCCGCCCCACAUCUCUCUUCACCCCUCUUUCGCCCUUGCGCAGCCAUGGCGGAGCUGUCGGCGGCCACUCAGUCCCCGUCCGUCUCCUCUUCGUCCUCCGGAGCCGAGCCCUCCGCGCCCGGCGGCGGCGGGAGCCCAGGAUCCUGCCCCGCCCAGGGGGCGAAGAGCUGCGGCUCCUCCUGUGCGGAUUCCUUUGUUUCUUCCUCUUCCUCUCAGCCUGUAUCUCUCUUUUCGACCUCACAAGAGGGAAUGAGCUCUCUUUGCUCUGGUGAGCCACCUUCAGAAAUUUUGACUUCCUUCUUUCUUACAUCUUCUGAAAUACGUAAAACUGACCUUGCAGUACUACGUGGAGAACAAAGCCAAGUGUUAGGCAGCCAGCCUGUUUUAGCCAAAGAAGGAGAAGACUGCUUGGCUCUUCUAGACGUGAAAACGACGGAGAAGCCUCAGGGGACCAGUAAAGAUGGAGCCAGCUCCGCGGUUCCUGUUGGGGAAGAAGGUCGCUGUCACCGCCCUUCCAUUCCAGCCAGCUUCCCAGGCCACCCUGCUUUCCUCUCAGAGGAAGCUGUUCAAGGGGAGGAACAGAGCAAUAAAGACCAAGGAUCCAAGAACCCCAGUGAGAUGCCAAGUAGGAAAGACAAAACAGUCUUGGAUGCCAAUGACAAGCUUACUUUGCCGACAGCCCAAAAACUACCCACUGAGCAGUCCAGGGCAGAAGGCAUCGGUACACACUCCUUAUCCCCACCCAAAGUGUCGGGAGGUGGUGGCAUUGAGAAGGAUUCCCCCGAAUCACCAUUCGAAGUAAUUAUCGACAGAGCAGCAUUUGACAAGGAAUAUAAAGAUUCCUACAAGGAGAGUGCCAAUGAUUUUGGUAGCUGGGCAACGCACACUGAUCGAGAAUCAUCUGCAGACCUUUCCGAGUCUAAUGACAAAGUGUUUCCACUAAGAAAUAAAGAGGCAGGGCGUUUCCCAACCUCUGCCUUGCUCACUAGGCAGUUUUCACACACAACUGCAGCACUGGAAGAGGUGUCUAGGUGUGUCAGUGAUAUGCACAACUUUACUAAUGAAAUACUGACUUGGGAUUUCGUUCCCCAUGUGAAGAAGCAGCAGGACGAUGAAGCCGACUACAUCACAAAAACUGCAGGACUUGACAUGAGCAAAUUUAAUUCAGAAAUUCCCGUUGUAAAUCUUAAAACUAAUACUCACCAGAAAAUUCCGGUAUGUCCUAUCAAUGGGAGCACGCCCGUUGCUAAAUUGACAGGUAACUGGGCAGAAGCAUCUUUCCCACAAGAAAAUGCUGCCGUUGAGAAACCUACACCGGACUGUCUUGACUCCACAACAGACAGCGGUGUCAAAGGUGUGCAAGGCAACGUGCAGAAACAAGGUGACACACUUUCAGAGGUGCCUGGAUCUCCGUUUGAGAAAUGUGUCUCUCCGGGUUCUGGUGUGGCUCCAGUAAAAGUGGUUUUACCUGAUGGCCACUUGAAAGGUGAAGUGAACUGGCAGAGCUCUGUGUUGGGAGAAGUGACAGAGGCUGAUAGCUCUGGGGAGUCUGAUGACACAGUAAUAGAAGACAUCACAGCCAAUAUUUCAUUUGAAAGUAACAAAAUUCAGGCUAAAAAACCUGUUUCCACUGCGAGUGCUGUCGUUAAAGCAGAUGAAAAAGAAAUCAAAGAGAUUCUCAAUUAUAACAGGGAAACCAAAACAUCCGAAAACUUGGAAGGGUCGGUCAGUGACUCUGAGCCACAAAUUCAGCCCGCUAUUCUUGCAGGGAGCCCAGCCGGUAUGGCGGCAGGUUCCCAGGUACCUGAUGCGAAUGUCACGUCAGGAGAUGUGAAGCAGUCGGCUGGAAGGGGUGGCGUUAUUCCUGAAAAGGCCGUUACAACUGAGGCGCCCACACUUCCUUCAGCAGCACCUUCGGAGGUCAUUGAGACAGAAUUCUCACCAAACGUGACAGCCUCUGCCCAUUUGGAGUCAGUACAUGAAAGAAGUAUUAAAGAUACAGAGGAUCCUUCCUCAGAGGACCUGGUAACAGCCUUUACAGAAACCACAGAGAAAGGAAUAGCAGAUAAAAGCGAAGGAAAUGCAUUGGAAGCAACAUCAGAGAAGGCUGCGGACUCCAAAACAACUCUUCCUGUAGAAGUCUUGUAUGAAUGUGAGUCAGGUGGUUCUGAAAUUAAAGACAUAAAAAGCAGAUACUCUCAACAAAACAAAGAAAUGAGUGGAAGCGAGCUUCUGGAUGCUUUUCCCACCCGAGGUGCUUCAGCAGCGUCUCUCGACUUAGAGCAGGAGCAGCUCACGAUCAGAGCCCUUAAAGAACUGAGCGCGAGGCAGGCUGAGAAGUCCGCUCCCGCACGGGGUGAGGUAGGCUCUCCUUCUGAGGAAACACUCAGGCAGACUCCCACAUCUGCUCCAGAAUCUUCUCAGCCACAGAGGUCACAGGAUGUCCAAGAACACACAGAUGUCAGAAAGCCCACUGUUAUCACAGAAACCACUAGCGUAGAUGUUGCCUCCAGCUGUAGCAAGACUGACCUGGUAAACACGCAUGUGCUAGCAAGACUUCUGGCGGACUCCACAGUGCACGACCUGAUUUUCUGGCGGGACGUGAAGAAGACCGGGUUUGUCUUCGGCACCACGCUGGUCGUGCUGCUCUCCCUGGCCGCUUUCAGUGUCAUCAGUGUGGUUUCUUACCUCAUCCUGGCCCUGCUCGUGGUCACCAUCAGCUUCAGGGUCUACAAGUCUGUCAUCCAGGCUGUACAGAAGUCAGAAGAAGGCCAUCCAUUCAAGGCCUACCUGGAUGUGGACAUCACGCUGUCCUCCGAGGCGUUCCACAGCUACCUGAACGCCGCCCUGGCACACGUCAACAAGGCCCUGAAGCUCAUCGUCCGCCUCUUCCUGGUGGAGGACCUGGUCGACUCCUUGAAGCUGGCUGUCUUCAUGUGGCUGAUGACCUAUGUGGGCGCCGUUUUCAAUGGAAUCACCCUUCUGAUCCUGGCCGAGCUGCUCGUCUUCAGCGUUCCCAUCGUCUACGAGAAGUACAAGACCCAGAUCGACCACUAUGUGGGCAUCGCCCGCGACCAGACCAAGUCGAUCGUGGAGAAGAUCCAAGCGAAACUACCUGGAAUUGCAAAGAAGAAGGCAGAAUAAGUACAUGGAAACCAGAAAUGCCACUGUUACUAAAACACCAUUUAAUAGUUAUAAUGUCGUUACUUGUACUUUGAAGGGAAGUGCUCGGUGUCAGCUUGAGCCUGCAUUCCAAGCUCUCCCCUCCCCCCUCCCCAAUUUAGUGUUUCCUCCUCCUCUCCCUUUCCCCGCAGUAUCAAGCACAAGAAUUAUUGGACUAAAAAGUGAACUGAUAUCUUAGAACCCAAAAGAGUCAAGACAGAACCAGUUGAAUGGAUAAAUCAAUACCUUAAUGGUGGUGGUGGAGCUUGAAAGGGGAAAGAUUGGUGGGUAGAAGAAAAAAAAGGAAGAUAAAACACAUCUUUUGGGUUCUUCUAUUUAAUUUUCAAAGCUAUGUAAUUUUCUUACAUAGCUUCCCAUCAUAAUUCCGCCCAGUUUUUAAGUUAAGAAAUAAUGGUUAACCUCAGAAGAAAUUAUCUGAGGACAAGAGCGGGGUCCUUCCCACAGGUGUGCGUCUUUUGCAGCCUCACCCCCUUCUUCCUGCCCCACCACGGGAGCGGCUACCCCUCGUGACCCCCCUUCACUUAUCGAUGUGACUUCCAACUCUGUGAAUAACGUAUAGGCGGCAGUGAUACCCUGGUUCCCAGAAUGCCCCCUGGUAGCCGGGCGUGGGCACAGACCGUGGGCCUGGGGGGGGGGUCGGGGGCGCCGCCCCUCCCGCUCUCAGCCGGGGAAGGAAAGGCUCCACCACUGGGCCCGGUGUCGGGGCCGCUCCGGACGGCAGUUCUGAGCUUCAGUUUGAGAACGCAUUCCUGAACGUGCUUUCCUCCCUCGCCCCCGUCCACCUCACCUCAACUUUAAUAAAUAUGGUCGUACUUUUCUUCUUAUGAAAUAAAUGUCUGUAACUGCUGUACGCUGCUGUAAACUUGUCAGAGAAAAACCUGCAUGUGGGCUCCUCGGUCGUCGAGUCACCGUGAUCCCGUCUCAGUCCGUGUGUGGUGAGGGGGGCGUUCUCAGGAGGUGAGCUACGGAAACACGGGCGUUUUCUCCUUUAUCUUUUCCCCCGCAGCUUCCUCCUUCACAGCCUACGUCUUUUUUUAAUCCUCACCCAAGGAUGUUUUCUGAUUUUAGAGAGAGAGAGAGAAACAUCAAUGUGAGAGACAUCAAUCAGUUGCCUCCCAUACGCGCCCCAGCCAGGGAGUGAACCCGCAACCUUCUGGUGUACAGGAGGAUGCCCCAACUGACUGAGCCACCCAGCCGGGGCCGCGGGCUACUUCGUUAACCUCCAUUCCUCCUCUAACCCCGAGGGCCCCCGCUGAGCUGGCUUGCGAGGACAUGAUGUGUGUCUGUAGUUGAGACCACAGCGUAGUGUAGGGAAGUACAUUUUGUGGUUCACGUGGAGUUCUAACUUGGAGGCCAGCUUCUGGGCUGUGUGUUAGUUUUGAAGGUUCCUUUCCUUUCCGGGCACAGGAAAUGUGGGAGAGCGCCUUUGCCGUGGCCCGGGGCGCUCCCUUUGAGAAGGUUUCCCAGGAAGCACUAGGUGAGGGCGGCCAGGCAGGGUCAGGCGCUGCUGGUGGGCUCUGUGCACAACUAAGACAGCCGAACAGCUCACGUUGCCGGCAGACGGAGGGGACCGGGAAUCCAAGGUUCCCGUGUGAGAUCGCGAAGUGUCUUCCUCCCCUCAGAGUGUGAACAUUCGGUGAACUCGAAAGCCAUCUAUGAGUUCCUCCUUGGGGCAGUAGCUUGUGCUGAGAACCCGGAGGGGAUGCGCGCUGGGGACUUGCAAGUAAGGCCUGCACCCUCAACAGUCCCAGAGCGCGCGACUCUGUAGAAGGCAGCAGGAGGAGUCUUUCUGCUUUGGGGGGAAUUACCUAGGAAUUUAGAUGGGUAAAAGGUACCCUUGCCUUACUCCAUUCUCAUUUUCUCGGCCCGCUUUCCUUUUGAACGUGCUCACUGGUGGUGUGUCACAGACCCGAAAUCACCUCCGCCGUCCCCGCCCUCCCCCGCCCGGAAGGCGGCCGCACGCGCGGAUCACCAUCCGGGCCUCCCGUCCGCCGGACCGUGUUCUGCCCUGGAAGCCUCCGCACCCAGCUCUUCGGUUUUGUUAUGCCGUGUUUAGGUGAUUGGACAGAACUUUGUGCCACACAGGAUUUUUUUUUUUUUUUAAGAAAAACUUAUAGAUGAAAAAUCACUAAUGAAGCUGUGUACGUGUAUGUGCGUGCAACAUAAAAAUACAGUAGCACCUAAGGAGCUUGAAUCUUGGUUCCUGUAAAACUGCAAAUUGAUGUGGUAUUAAUAAAAAAUAAAAAAAGA